UAAAGAAAGUUUUCUUUUCUGUCUGCAGCAGUGGAAGAAGGAACACGGGAUGAUCAUCCUCCUCGUAUUUGUGCUGCUGGGCGUGGUGUCCAGCAAUGCCCAGGAGGUAUUGAAUCCCCCUUAUUUCAAUUUGGCCGAGGGUCGAAAGAUAGUGGCUAGUGCGACCUGUGGUGUUGGGGUGAAUGAACCAGAACUUUACUGUAAAUUGGUGGGAGCCAACACGGACAGUCGGGACAACCCCAAUAUCAACCUUAUCCAGGGACAAGUGUGUGACUACUGCGAUCCCAGCAAUCCGAACACCGCCCACCCCGCCGAACAUGCUAUUGAUGGAACGGAAAAAUGGUAUCAGAGUCCACCCCUCUCCAGGGGGAUGAAGUACAAUGAAGUGAACUUGACCAUAGAUUUAGGACAGGAAUUUCAUGUCGCCUAUGUGUUCAUCAAAAUGGGGAAUUCUCCCCGCCCAGGAGUUUGGGUGCUGGAAAGAUCGACCAACGACGGUGAGACUUUUGCUCCGUGGCAGUAUUUUGCGGACAGUCCUGGAGAUUGUGUACAGAUGUUUGGACCUGAUGCUCUGCAGCAACGUAUCCUUAAAGAUGAUACCGUUAUUUGCGAGACCAAGUUCUCAAAAGUCGUUCCUCUCGUCGGAGGAGAGAUUGUCGUCUCCCUCCUGAACGACAGACCCAAUGCUGAUAAUUUUUCCUAUUCCAUGACUCUGCAAGAGUGGACUAAAGCUACAAACAUAAGGCUAAGGUUUCUUAGAACAAAGACUCUCUUGGGUCACCUAAUGUCUGUGGCUCGGCAAGAUCCGACAGUCACGAGACGUUACUUCUACAGUAUCAAAGACAUUAAUAUCGGUGGUCGUUGUGUGUGCAACGGACACGCAGAGACUUGUGACCUGACUGAUCCGAGAGAUCCAUACAAGCUUCUGUGCAGGUGCCAGCAUAACACGUGUGGUCCAAACUGUGAGCAGUGUUGUCCAGGUUUUAAGCAAAAAAAAUGGCGUCGUGCCAUUCUACAGAGCCCAUUUGUUUGUGAACCGUGUAACUGCUUUGGACACUCCAACGAGUGUGUGUAUGAUGAAGAAACUGACAGAAAUAGGCUGAGUCUAGAUAUUUAUGGACACUAUGAAGGGGGUGGAAUUUGUCAGAACUGUCGUCAUAAUACUCAAGGCGUCAACUGCAAUCAGUGCAAGCCUACAUUUUACAGACCUUAUGGAAAACCAUUGAAUGCAACUGACGUUUGUCAACCUUGUAACUGCGAUUUAGCUUUCUCUACUGGAAAUUGUGCCGAUGGAACUGGGCAGUGUGAGUGCCGCCCAGAAUUCUUACCACCCUAUUGCGACGACUGUAACAUUGGCUACUAUGGCUACCCUGCUUGCAAGCUAUGCGACUGUCAUCCAAAUGGAACGUAUGGCAAUGUGUGUGAAGUUGGUGGUGGACAGUGUCCGUGCAAAUCCAACUAUGGAGGCAGAAACUGUGACACUUGUCAAGAAGGAUUCUUUGGAUUCCCCGACUGUAUACCCUGUAACUGCAACCCAAGCACUUCAGUGAGGAAUAUCUGUGAGCAAGAGGGUGGUCAGUGUCCAUGCAGAGGUAACUACGGAGGGCGACAAUGUGACAAGUGCAGGGCUGGUUACUUCAAUUAUCCAACAUGUGACUAUUGUUCAUGUGAUCCAACUGGAUGUGUUGCGGAGAUAUGCGACAGUCUGAGCGGUGCUUGCCUUUGCAAAACUGGAUAUGGUGGUCCCAGCUGUGACAGGUGUGCUCCAGGAUAUUUUGGUUAUCCAGUCUGCGAAGAAUGUAAGUGCAACAAAGAUGGAUCUUUUCAGGAUGUCUGUGACAUAAGUGGGAGGUGCCAGUGCCUUCCCAGUUUUUCAGGAUUGAAGUGUGACCAGUGCUCGCCAGGAUACUAUGACUUUCCCAGGUGUCAUCCCUGUGAUUGUGAGUCCGUAGGAUCUAAUGGCGUAUCUUGUGACAGUGAUGGACAAUGCGUGUGCCACAAGAAUUUUGAUGGUUCAAAAUGUGAUCAUUGCAAAGAAGGCUUUUACAACUACCCAUACUGUGAAGAGUGUAACUGUGACCCAUCUGGUGUUCUGUCAACAUUUGAAGGUUGUGGAAGUGUGACUAGUGGGAAACUGUGUGAGUGCAAAGAGAGAGUCACAGGUCGCAUAUGCAACGAAUGCAAAUCACUUUACUGGAACCUCAAAUUGGGAAAUCCCCUAGGAUGUGAAGAUUGUAACUGUUAUCUGGGUGGCACAGCGGGUGGUAUAGCAGUGUGUGCAAAAACCAAUGGCCAGUGUUCUUGCAAACCAAAUGUAGGAUCGAGACAAUGCUCAGAAUGUAAAGAUGGUUACUAUCAACUGGAGGACAACAACUUGUUUGGAUGCAAAGAUUGUGGAUGCGACAUUGGUGGUUCAGUGAAUAACUUUUGUGAAAAGGAGAGCGGACAAUGUGCCUGCCGACCUAGAAUCAGUGGUCGUAAGUGUGAUGAACCUCUCCAAACACAUUUCUUUCCCACCCUUUUCCAACACCAGUUUGAAAUAGAAGACGGCAGGACGCCUGUUGGCACUCAAGUUCGUUAUGGUUAUGAGGAAUCUGUUUUCCCAAGAUUCUCAUGGCGAGGCUAUGCUGUCUUUUCCUCCAUACAGAAAGAAGUAUUGUUGGAUUUGUACAUCGAAAAGCCAAGUCUCUACCAAGUUUUCUUCUAUUACUUAAAUUUUGGGGGUGAGCCAGUUUAUGGAACAAUAACCUUUACUCCAGAGAAGUUUGGAGAUAUUCAGCAAAGCAGUGACAUGGUGUUUGAAACAACCACAAAACCAAAGUUCAUGAAAGUGUCUGGCAAGCAGGGACUAAUAGCCUCACCAUUUGUUCUCAAUCCUGGACGGUGGACAGUGUCCUUAAGGAUCGAAAAGCCUCUCUUUCUGGAUUACAUGGUGUUGCUGCCACAAUCCUAUUACGAAGCCACACUCUUACAACAGCAUGUCUUGAAUCCCUGUCUUCUGCAAUCAUCAAAUGAAGAGAUGUGCCUUAUGUACAGGUUUCCACCUCUUCCCAUUAAUGCAGAAAUCGCUAAGGGCAACACAGGGUACGUUCUUGAUGAAUAUGGUGAGGAAAAAAUUAGGACCAACACUUACGAUGAGACCGAGACGCUGUCCAUUUUGCAGACCGACAGGAUGGCCUGGUUAGAUAGCGAACAAAAGAAUCUACAUCUAGACUUCACCGUCUCUCGUCCUGGCCCACAUGUUAUUAUUAUGACUUAUCACACACCUCAGCCUAUUCGCAGUACUACAGCUACUGUCAAAAUAUCCGAUUCUGACCAAGGAGAGACCAAAGAUGGGAAAGUCACAUUAAGCGAUUGUGGAUACUCUUACCUGUGUCGCCAAGUGGUUUUAAAUGAAGUAGGAGAGGUUUUGAUAUUUGAUCUUGAAAGCAAUUAUGUCACAGCCAAGAUGGAGAUAUUGGAUGAAUCGGACAUUGCAGUUGAUAACAUCGCUUUAGUGCCUGCUGAUCUGUGGCACCUAGACUAUAUUGUGCCUCAACCAUUAUGCAUUAAAAAAGAUGGUGCGUGUAUUGAAUCUGAAUAUCCACCUGCACCAGAGGCCACAAAAGUGGAAUUCCAGGAAUCUGGUUACAAUGAGUACAGCAGGGUAUCUGAUGUGGUUGAAAGUGACAUUGCACUGGUGAGCCUCCAGGAAAAUGAUAACGUCGUUGACUUGAAAGGUUCCGUUCCAUCUCCUGGACUUUAUUCUUUUGUCCUCCACUACUACCAGCCUGAACAUUCUGCAUUUAAAGCGAAAGUCGUAGUUCAGACUGAUGAUUUCCAAGAAGGAGUGUUGAACUUAGCCUACUGUCCUAGAACGUCUGGAUGCCGUACCGUCGCCCGAUCCAAAGAAACAGAUUCUACAGCCUUCCAUGUCGUUCAGGAUUUUCAUCUUAAUAUACGGCAACCAAAUAAUAAGACCGUGUGGCUGGCAUAUGUGCUGGUUGUACCUGCUCGAGAGUUCCAAGAAGAUAUCCUUGAACCAAUGAAACAAGACAUGGCUGGAAAAUUUAUCACAGAAUGUGGCCAAAAUAGCUUCCUUUUGCCUUCAGACGUUACAGGCUUCUGUCGUGAAUCUGCAUUCUCUCUGACAUCCGAGUACAACAACGGAGCCCUUCCUUGCAAAUGUGACACAGACGGAUCCCUGAGCUACGAGUGUGAAUCGUUUGGUGGUCAAUGCCAGUGCAAGCCCAAUGUCAUUGGCAGAACAUGCUCCCAGUGCCGAACUGGGUUCUUUGGUUUUCCUAACUGCAAGCCAUGUGAUUGUCCAUCCACUGCCUACUGUCAGCCUGUGACUGGACAGUGUAUAUGUCCUCCAAGAGUGAUGGGUGACAAAUGUGAUACGUGUGUCCCUUACACUUAUGGAUUUGAUCCCAUCAUUGGCUGUGAGGAAUGCAAUUGCAAUCCAUUGGGUACACUCAAUGGCCAACUUCAAUGUGAUCUGAGCAGUGGACAAUGCAGAUGUAAGAGUAAUAUUGUAGGUCGCACUUGUGACAAAUGCAAAGCAGGAUACUGGGCCUUUCCACACUGCCAGCUGUGCAACUGUGAUUUGCGAGGCAGUACAGAGGACAUCUGUGAACAAGAUUCAGCGAGAUGUUUUUGCAAAGAGAAUGUCUAUGGUGAUUCUUGUGACCAGUGCAAACCGGGUACAUUCUAUCUGGAGGAAGUUAACCCACUGGGAUGCACUAAGUGCUUCUGCUUUGGGGCAACGGACAGGUGCUCCAGUGGAUAUCUUUUUUCAGCUCAAGUGUAUACAAUGUCUGGUUGGGACAAGAAAGUGUUUACAAUGAAGCAAGAGAUGAUGGAAGUGGAAGGUGUGCCAAUUACUCUCACAGAAGAUGUCAAAGCUGUCCUGCCUCUAGAAUGGCCCCAGGACGAUCUCUUCUAUUUCUCUGCACCCAAGGAGUAUCUGGGAAAUAAGCUCAAUUCUUAUGGUGGUAAGCUCUCAUAUGUAAUUUCCAUUCAAACUGAUGAAGAUUCGGAUGUGGAAAGUUUUGUUGGACCCGAUGUCAUUUUAAUGGGAAAUAAUAUCACAAUUGUCCAUGUUCAUGUGGAAGAACCUGCAGCUAAUAUACUUUUCGGAACUAGUGUGGAUCUUCUUGAGAGGGAGUUUCGUCACAUCAGUGGGCGUGAAGUGAGUCGUGAGCAAAUGAUGAUGGUUUUGGUCAAUCUGGAACAUUUACUGCUGAGGGGAUCCUACUUCCAUCCAGCGGAAGAAAUCAAAUUGUCUCGUGUUGUGAUGGAAGGAGCAACAGAAGACUUUUCAGAUGGUCCGCAAGUUUUACGAGUGGAACAAUGUCAAUGCCCACCCAAUUAUAGAGGAAAUUCUUGUGAGAAAUGUGCUCCUGGGUAUUAUAGAUCCAAAACAGGACCUUAUUUGGGAUAUUGCGUUCCAUGUCAGUGCUAUGGUCAUGCACAAACAUGUGAUGUCAACACAGGGAAAUGUAUUGGUUGUGAACAUAACACUGUUGGAGAUCAUUGUGAGAAGUGUGCUGCCGGCUACCACGGGGACUCGACUCGAGGGACGCCUUACGACUGUCUGAUAUGCGCCUGCCCCCUACCCCUCGAGAGCAACAAUUUUGCUGAGAGCUGCGAAGUCUCACCCAGUGGCCAGGAAAUAAGCUGUAACUGCAAACCUGAAUAUUAUGGCCCACGCUGUGAAUACUGCGCAAUCGGAUAUUUCGGAAGGCCAGAAAUGAUUGGUGGUCACUGCCAGCCUUGCAAGUGCAGUGGAAACAUAGAUCCAAGUAGACCAGGUAGUUGCGAUUCAGUGACUGGAGAUUGCAUCAUGUGCUUAAACAACACUUUUGGUGCAGCCUGUGAACUCUGUGCACCAGGUUAUUUUGGAGAUGCUAUAUCUGCUAAAGAUUGCCGCAAAUGCAAAUGUGACGAGUGUGGAACUCGUGAUUGUGAUCACGAAUCGGGAGAAUGCAUAUGUUGGGCCAACGUCAUAGGGACGAGUUGUGAUCGAUGCAAGGAAAAUCACUGGGGUUUUGAUUCCUGCUCUGGUUGCCGCCCUUGCAAUUGUGGUCCUGCUUCAGAGAGUGAUCAGUGCGAUUUACAAACUGGAAGUUGCAGAUGCAGACCAGGAGCUUCAGGAAUCACUUGUGAUGUUUGUGAACCAGGCUAUUGGCAAUACUCUGAAAAUGGAUGCAUCUCUUGUAACUGCGUGGAGAAAUAUUCUUCUGGUGUGAUGUGCAAUUCUUUCAGCGGCCAGUGUGAGUGUUUGCCAGGUGUGAUUGGAGAGAAAUGUGAUUCCUGUCCCUAUCGAUGGGUUUUUGUCAAAAAGCAAGGCUGCUAUGAAUGUGGUGCCUGCGUACAUGGAUUGUUAGACACAACUGAUGACCUAGAAAAUUCCAUUGCUCCCAUCACGGAAGAAAUGAAAGAUGUCUCGUUAAGUUAUUUUGCAAACAAACGUUUGCAAAAUGUGAAUGAAACUGCUGAUAUUCUAAAAUUGGGAUUAGAUGCAGGUAGUUCCUCGGGCUUCGACUAUAGUCCAUUAGUGUAUGAAGUGCAGUUGAUUGAGAAGAAUGCUGACACCAGUGAUCGAUGGAUGACUCAUUUGCAUUCUGAGGCAUUGAGUGUAAGAAACGAUGCCGAUUCAACGAAAUCGGAUGCUCUCGAAGUAGAAAACCUUAUCAAGAGUGCCAUUGGUAAAGUCAGAGACAUUAUUAAGGAAUUGGGAAAACUCUCAGAAGGUUUGGAAGAUUCAGUGGGAGAAGAAGACGACAUUGAUACCUUAGUUGCACAGGCAGAGUAUAUUCUAGAAGAUCUGCUGGAGAGAAAUUUUGACUCUCCCAAGAAUGACUCACUCAAUGAAUAUGAUUCAGGCAUUAAGUUAUUGGAAGAGGUGACCCAAUUUGAAUUGCCUGUUUUGGAAAAUAAAGAGAGAUGCGAAGAACAGGGAGAGAAACUGAUGCAUGUGGAAGAUUUGUUGGAUGAUCUUACAAAAGACAGCCAGAAUGCCUACAAUGUGGCAGACGAUGCACAGGCUUUGCAUGAAGAAAUGGAAGGAAUGUCUGUUGAAGAUAAACUGCAGAAAGCCGAAAUGGAAUCUAAAGAGAUAAAUAUUGUGCUUAAAAAUGCUUCUGAAUUGCUACAACACCCAGAAAAUGAUUUGACCGCGAGUGUUUUCAGAGAUCUUGGUUUGAAAUCUGAUCGCCUGGCCUUUGGAAUGAUAGACUUGAAGGAUCAGUUGAAAGACACUGAACAAAAUUUUCAGGAUACAAAAGAUCUGGUCAAUGAAGCAUCUGAGCAUGCAAAAUUUUUAAAGGAUCAGGCUGAUCAACUAGAAGAGUCUUUGUCUGACACCAGAGACAGUUCAGAAGCUGCUGUAAAAGCAGCUAAUGCUUAUGCUAACAUAGGUGAGGCUAUCAAUGAUGCAUACUUAGCUGCAGAAUCUGCUCUCACUGCCUCUCAAUCUGCAGAAACAAUGUCUGAUGGAGUUUUAGGCAAGACUACAGGUUCGAAAGACGCUACCAAUCAGUUAAUAGAUUCGGCUUUUCUUCUGGAUCGAGAGGUCACUUCUUUGAAACCACAGUUGCAGAAAGCAAGAGAAGGAGUUCUUCUGAUUGGUUACCAAAAUGGGAAAACAGAAAAGGGUUUAGAUGCUAUAAAAAAGGAUUUGGAGAAAUUACCACUUUAUUCGUUGGGAGUAUUGGCUGAAGUAGCUGCCAAUAACUCUGCUAUUGCUGAUGAAUUAGGAGAGAAAGCCAUCAAAAAACUAGAGAGCCUAACUGAUAACCUUCCUAAGGAUGAGAAAAGAGCUCACCAGAUACCAAAAGAUGUUGAAGAAGCUAAACAAGCCAUUAAAGCUGGGCACAGUUAUGCUGAUCGAGUGUCCUCCAUCUUGCCUGAAACGAAUGUUCUGGCAGAGAGGGUCGGAAAGAGAAAGUCUGCUCUGAAGAUUAUUGGAACUGACGUGUCCGAAAAGUUGGCCAAACUACAACAGAAGAUAGCCGUUGCACGAACACAGGCUAAUAGGAUAAAACUGGGCGUGCAGUUCUUUGAGAACACCACUUUGCAGCUAAGGAAUCCUGAAGGUCUGCAAAAGGCAGCCACCUACACCCACCUCUCUUUGUAUUUCAAAACAACAGAGCGAUAUGGAUUGUUGGCAUUCAUUGGAAAUGAGAAAGGUGCACACAAUCGCAUGAAGAAUGUUAUCACUGAUGACUAUUUAGCCUUAGAAAUCAGAGCGGGUCUACUGGUAUUGAUAAUGGACAUUGGAUCAGGAUCUGAAAUAAUCAAUCAUGGAACAUAUGUUUCAGAUGGCAGGUGGCAUCAAGUCAUUAUUGAAAGAACUGGAAAAACAUGCUCCAUAACUGUGAGGACUGACAAAGAAGAAGAUUCUGUUGUUGAAGGAUUCCUGCCUGGAACAUACAGUGUCUUCAACUUAGACCCUAAAGUAUCCAAAUUCUUCAUUGGGGGAAUUAAAGAAAAUCCAAAACUUCCUGAUACGUUGCAAAACUUUCACUUUGAUGGAUGCAUCGAAGAUGUGCAGUUUGGAGACACUCCUGUAGGGCUGUGGGACUUUGUGUGGGCAGAAAACAAUUUUGAAGGUUGCGCUGAAAGAACAGAACUCACUGUUUUGCAGCCUUCCAACGGUCUUCGCUUCAACGGGGCCGGUUAUGCCAUUCUUCCGAGCAAGAAGCACAAGUUUGCCAAGACAUCUGUUAUUAAACUUCAGUUCAAGACCUAUGCUCAACAUGGAUUGUUGUUCCUGAUUGGAAAGAAUAAAGAGUACUUUGCUGUAGACAUGGUAGAUGGACACAUCCACUUGGCGUACGAUCUAGGAAGUGGACCUCUUUCCAUUACAUCAGAAGAGACAUAUAAUGAUGGAAAAUGGCACUCCCUUGAUGCCUCCCGCUUUGAUAAAAAUGCUGUUCUCAAAGUAGAUGAAGUUGAAGUAGGGAAAGGAUCAUCUCCAGGCAAUGAGAACACUCUCUCCUUCACUAAUCAGAUGUUCAUCGGAGGAUACCCACGCAGCACCCAUUCUUACCCUGGAGUGAGCAGUACUGGAUUUGAAGGGUGUAUCAUGGAUCUGCAGAUUGGUGCCACAAAUAUAAACCUCAAUCAAAAUGAAGAAGCUCUGGGAGUUGUGAAUGGAUGCCCUGUCACGAUUGCAAGAACAGUUUCUUUCUCAAAUGAUUCAUCUUCUGGUUACAUAGCCAUGCCACCUGUCCAACUUGGAAAUCUUGCCCAACUGACCUUCAAGUUCAAAACGACAGAAGAGAACGGAUUGAUAUUCUAUGCGUCUAAUGAAGCUCAAGACAGUUACCUCUCUAUCAGCCUCAGGAAUGGUGCUAUUUUCAUGACAAGUGUCCCCGGUGGUGAGAUCAAGACAAACACCAAAUACAAUGACAGAGAAUGGCAUUACGUGUCCGCGACAAAAGCAUUGCGGCAAAUGAGACUAGACAUUGAUGACAUUCACUCAGUUGAAAUAGAACUGAGCGAAGAUGCGUCUGUGGUCACUACAACACCACUCUACUUUGCUGGCACGCCAAACGGCAUCGUAGGGGUACCCGCUUUUGUGGGCUGCAUUGGAGACACAACUGUUAACAAUAAAUUCCAAAAUUUUGCAGAUGCCAUCGAAAUGAGUGAGGGUGCUUCUCUCGCUAGCUGUCCACUGGGCGAUCCUGAGGAGGAAGCCUCAAGGUUUACUACUGAAGAUCAUCAUGAAGAAACAGCAAGUUCCACAUCUGCUCCUGUUGAGGAAGAGGAGGAGGAGCCAGUUUACUUUGGUUCCUGCUCUCUUCCCCUUUAUCCAAGGCGAGAUAAGAGUGUAAAAUCUGGAGAUGGCAUUCGAUUUGGAAACACUGUGAACAGCCGAGAAGAACUCUCCAAGCCCAAUUCUUUUAUGGACACAAUACAGGACGAUAGCACAUUUGCCUUAGAGUUCCGCACCAAUCUGCAAACGGGAAUUAUGUUUUACGUUUCUGAUACAAAACAUAUAGAUUAUGUAGCUCUCCUUCUUCAGAAUGGAAAGAUUGUUUAUGUUUUCAACUGUGGUUCUGGGAGUUCAAUGGUCUCUUCUCAAAAGACGUACAACGAUGGUACGUGGCACCGCGUGGUGUUCUCGCGUCGAGGCAAAGAGGGUAGACUAGUGGUGGAUGAUGAGGAAGAGGUGAGAGGGGCCUCUCAGGGAACUGCAAGUUCCAUGAAUGUUAAAUCCCCUUUCUAUGUGGGUGGACUCUCAGAAGAAGUUGCGAGAGAAGCAAAGAACAAUGUUAAAGGUAUUACACUUUCCUUCCCAGGAUGCAUUCGUAAUGUGGAAGCACAGGGAGAAAUGUUACAGGCAGCCAGCACUCUCUCCCAAAAUGUCACAGCUUGUUCCGACAAGGUAGAGGAAGGUGCUUAUUUCUCUGCCCACGGAGGACACUUGAUUCUCUUUGACAAAUAUCGUGUUGGCCAAAGAGUUUCCAUCACCUUGGACAUCAAGCCGAGGAACUUGUCAGGUAUCUUGAUGGCUGUGCAUGGCAAAGUGGAUUAUCUCAUUCUUCAAAUGGUAGAUGGAAGGGUUGAAAUCAGUGUUGAUAACGGUGCUGGGCCCAUAACAAGCUCUUUCAUUCCUACUGAUGAACACUAUUUAUGUGAUGGAGAAUGGCAUACAGUUCAAGUUGUCAAAUCGAAUAACUUCGUCACUUUGAGCUUAGAUGGUAUCUUCUCCGAUCCUGGUAUAGGAGUGGGUGGAGUCUCUGCCACUGACACCAACGACCCCCUCUACAUCGGAGGAGUCCCUGAAUCGUCAUUCUCUAAAAGAGGAGUUCUCACGACCGAUCACUUCGUCGGUUGCAUGAGAUAUCUUGAACUGGAUUCAAAGCCACAGCAGUUUGAACAGUCCAGAGUUGUAGGUCAUGUGACAAUGAACACAUGCCCUACUAUAUAGUCUUUUUACUUUUAUGUUCAAUAAAUAUUACUUUCAA
This is a messenger RNA of Parasteatoda tepidariorum (common house spider), 10961 nucleotides long. RefSeq names its product laminin subunit alpha (gene LanA). The record is from RefSeq and is a predicted model, not a curated record. Lineage: Eukaryota; Metazoa; Arthropoda; Arachnida; Araneae; Theridiidae. Gene Ontology annotation, biological process: cell adhesion; animal organ morphogenesis; tissue development.